This is a messenger RNA of Cercopithifilaria johnstoni, 4323 nucleotides long. The record is from the annotation of a GenBank genome assembly. NCBI's taxonomy places the organism in Eukaryota, Metazoa, Nematoda, Chromadorea, Rhabditida, Onchocercidae.
AUGGUAGUUGGAAAUGUUGUUACGACGGAAGCUAUCCAGGAGGAUCAUCUUAUGCAGAUAGCUCGACAGUACUGGGCCCCUUAUGCGCCUCACGGUCGUACAUUUGAUCCAAAUUUAAUUGAUUCAAUUUACGAGAAUGAAUUAGUGCGAAGUUCUUUCAUGCAAAAAAAAGUUAUCGUGCUAGAAUUCAGUCAGUACCUCGAGCGUUAUCUGUGGCCGAAUUUUAAUGCAGAGAGAGCCAGUAAUCAGCAUGUUAUGUCCGUCGUAAUUAUGCUUAACGCAAAAUUUCGGGAAAGGAUUCCAGCUUGGCGUUGCAUCAUUGAUCGUUCGUCUCAGUUUCCGAUUUUCUUUCGAAGAAUUUUGCAUCUUGUACUGGAUGUUGAACAAGUUUCAUUAUUAGAACGAUCCGCAAUUAUUACAUUCCUCAUCAACUGCUUCAAUUCAGUAGAAGUGGAUUUGGUGAGAAAGGAGGUGAUGAAAAUAAUUUCACUUACAAUGUGGUCCAAUUUGCUUCCAACUCAAAGAGAAGAUCUCUUCCAAGCAAACCCAAAAUUGCGUAAGAUAUGGAAUAAGUUCGAAACAAAGGCAGAAUCAAAAACAGCUGAAGAAAAGGAAUUAUUAAAUUUUGAACGUACAUUUAUGUGGAAUUUGUUGCAAAUUUUCAAGCAAACGCUGGCAGAUGUUGAUGACGAAUCUAACGAAGUGGGAAUUGAUGGCAUACACUUUUUGGAACGCUGUUUGCAGUUAUUUAUUGAUUUGGAAGCUUUACUGACUACAAGGCGUUUCUUUAAUGCUAUAUUACAUGCAAGUAACAUAUUGGUAAAUUGUACACUAUCUUCAUUGAUAACAACAGAAGUUGGAGGGUUGUUUUGUCAGCUCGUCACAAUGUUGAGGUUUUAUUCACGUUUCGAGAUUGAUGAUGUCACCGGUGAGCCGCUUACUCAUAAUCAAAUGUCUGAAAUGCACUACACGCAUGUUAUGAAACUGCAGAAAGCUGCCUUCAAAUAUUUCAGAGAAAGUAUGUCCGAUUUUUAUUUGUUAAAUGUUACUGCCGUUGAUACAAGGAAAGCUUUGAUAAAGCAAUUUUCAUCAAUGAGUGAAUCUGAACUAUAUAAAUUUGCUGAAUAUCUGCAUUUGGUACCUUCACAAGAAUUCGAUUUAAAUGCUUCAUCGAGUUACGAAAAGAAUUAUCUUAUCGAAAUGAUUACAUCACGUUGUGAACGACGUAUCAAUCAGUUACAGCAGCUCAAUGAACAGCCGCUUUAUCCAACCGAAAAAGUUAUCUGGGAUGAAAAUCUUGUCCCGUACGACCAAUAUACGGGUGAAGGUGUGCUUGCAUUGAAUAAAUUAAACAUUCAAUUUUUGACAUUCCACGACUAUUUGCUUCGCAAUUUCAAUCUUUUUCAAAUGGAAUCAACAUAUGAAAUCCGCCAGGAUAUCGAGGAUGCAUUAUUUCGUUUGAAGCCAUGGGCACAUGAGUCUAAUCCAAAUGAAACUGUUUGGGGUGGAUGGGCACGAAUGGCUUUGCCGUUAGUCGAAUUUCAGAUUGUCGAAGUUGGUAAACCUCUUAUUGGUGAAAAAAGCCCAUCUGUUGUUAAAGCAGAUUUGACGAUCAAUUUACCGCGGCGCGCAGACAUUCGUGCGGAAUGGGAAGGCCUUCGAAAGCACGAUGUUUGUUUUUUGAUCCGUUGUCGACCGAAAGCUUCAGUUGGUACGAAAUACAAUAUUACAAAACCAUUCAAAGAGCAAAUCGAUGUUGCACUGGUACGUGGAUGUGAAAUCGAAGGCAUGCUUGAUUCGGAAGGAAAAGUUAUUGAGGAAUAUGCUGCGUAUGAGAAAAAGACGGUACUGGAAGGACUUACGAGAAAAUUUCGAGUAUGGCUUGAUGAAAAUCAGUAUCGCUUGGAUACGGAAGGAGAGGAAGAUGCGAUAAAUAAUAUUUAUUUUUCGUUCAAUUUACUCAUUCGUCGUGAUCCAAAAACAAAUAAUUUCAAAGCGGUACUUGCAACAAUCCGACAGUUACUGAAUACAGAAUUUGUAGUCCCGGAUUGGUUACAUGAUCUCAUUCUUGGCUAUGGUGAACCAAAUGCGGCCCAUUACAAAUCAAUGAAUACUGCGGUACCUACAGUGGAUUUCUGCGAUACUUUUUUGUCAUAUAAGCACUUGAUUUCAUCAUUUCCAAAUACGAAGAUUGUAGGAACAGCAACAAGUGAUGAAAAUCUUGUUCCACCUUUCAGGUUGACUUUUAAGGAACUAGAACCACAACAUGGUCUCGAACCGUCCGUACGCGAUACAUCGAUUGUUGUAGAACCGCACGUAAUACCUUGCCGUGGACCCUAUCCUCAUGUUGAACCACGCAAAAAUACUAUACAGUUUACUCCAGCACAGGUAGAAGCAAUCAAAGCAGGCAUGCAACCUGGUUUAACAAUGGUUGUUGGCCCUCCAGGUACAGGUAAAACAGAUGUAGCAGUUCAGAUAAUCUCUAAUAUUUAUCAUAAUUGGCCUGAACAGCGGACGCUAAUUGUGACACAUUCUAACCAGGCUCUUAAUCAACUUUUUGAGAAAAUUAUACAAUUGGAUGUUGAUGAACGCCAUUUGCUUCGAUUAGGUCAUGGUGAAGAAGCUUUGGAAACAGAAAAAGACUUCAGCAGGUAUGGCCGUGUAAAUUAUGUUCUUCAAAAACGGCUUGAUCUCCUGAAAGAGGUUGAAAAGUUGCAAGAAGCUCUCGAUGUUGGAGGUGACGUCUCAUAUACUUGCGAAACUGCUGGAUAUUUUUUCCUUUAUCAGGUAUUCGCGCGUUGGGAAAAAUUUGAAAGUGAUGUUGCUCAAUCGAAAACAAAUCCAAACCCGAGUGCGAAAGCAGUUGCUAAUCAUUUCCCCUUUACGAGAUAUUUUGUCGAUGUUCCAUCACCUCUAUUUAAGGGUGUUUCUUUUGAAGAAGAUUGGGAAAUUGCUCAAGGUUGUUGGAGGUAUAUUCGUAGUAUUUUUACUCAGCUGGAAGAAUUCAGGUCUUUCGAGUUGCUUCGUUCAGGCAGAGAUCGUACGGAUUAUCUUUUGGUGAAGGAAGCCAAAAUUAUUGCUAUGACUUGCACUCAUGCGGCUCUACGACGAAAAGAUUUGGUAGAACUUGGAUUCAGAUACGACAAUAUUUUGAUGGAAGAGGCUGCUCAAAUUCUUGAAGUUGAAACAUUUAUUCCACUUCUACUUCAGAACCCACAGGAUGGCAGGAGUAGAUUAAAGCGAUGGAUCAUGAUUGGUGAUCAUCAUCAGCUGCCACCGGUUGUUCAAAAUAUUGCUUUUCAAAAAUAUUCUAAUAUGGAACAGAGUUUGUUUGCGAGAUUUGUUCGACUUGGUGUUCCACAUAUCUUGCUUGAUCAGCAAGGCCGUGCUAGAGCUGAAAUAGCACAUCUUUAUAACUGGCGGUAUGAGCAGUUGGGUAACUUACCACACGUUGAAGCUCUUCCAGAGUUCCAGCGCGCAAAUUCUGGUUUCGCAUUUAAUUAUCAACUUAUCGACGUUCCGGACUUCAACGGUGUUGGCGAAACAACUCCGAGUCCAUACUUUUAUCAGAACCUCGGGGAAGCGGAAUAUGCUGUAGCUCUGUUCACGUAUAUGCGCAUUUUGGGUUAUCCUGCAGAAAAAAUAUCAAUUAUAACAACAUACAAUGGCCAAGCAUCAUUGUUGCGUGAUGUAGUGCAGACACGAUGUGCUGGAAAUCCUUUAAUUGGAAUACCACACAAGAUCUCAACAGUCGACAAAUAUCAAGGGCAACAGAAUGAUUACAUCAUUCUUUCACUUGUAAGGACGAGAAACAUAGGUCAUAUAAGGGAUGUUCGUCGUUUGGUUGUGGCUCUUUCUCGUGCACGUUUGGGCCUUUAUGUGGUGGGACGAGUCAAUUUGUUCCAAAAUUGCCUUGAGCUUGCAACUGCAUUUCAGCGACUAUGCAAAUAUCCACAGAAAUUGAUGAUAAUUCCUCAUGAAACAUAUUUAAUGAAUCGAAAGAAUGGUCAACCUCCGUCAUCUAAACCAAUUGAAAUCCAAGAUACUGUUCACAUGAGUACUUUCGUCCACCAGUUCUACUUGAGCAAUAUGGAACAAAUGAAGGAAAGUUAUAAAGCGCAUAUGAAGGAUUAUUUCGAUGCUCGUCAGGCCGCAAUUAAUGCACGGUUAGCAGCUGAAGCAGCAGAGAAAGCACUUGAGGAGGCAAAAACUGAAGAAGAAAAGGGAGUUCCAGAACCGAUCACAAUGGAAACAGAAGAAGCUGAUAUCACAUUCGAAAGUAUGGACUUUGAAAGACAAGAUCCAGAAAAGCUAGGAAAGUAG